AUGGAACAGACAAGAACACAAACCAAUACCCCACCGGCUGAGGCCGUAGGCUUGCAUCAAGAGGCGAGAAAAAGCUCCAUCGCAUCUUCGGAACCCAAGACAAGCAGUGAGACAUCGACCUCGGCAUCGGUAGUUACUAGUGGACAUGAGAAUGCAAAGUCUCUUCCCGAACAAGAGGAUGUCGCUAUGGCCGAUUACGUUGGCGACGUCAGAUCCACUGCGGAGCAUGGUACAAUUACGCCCUCUCAGGUCCAUUCACAUUCAGAGACUCAGAUAAACUCCGAGAGUCAACCUCUGUCGCAAACGCACGACAGCUCUGGGUGCCAGACGGUGGCAACUUCGCCCGAUAGUUGCAACAGCUCCAUGUUUCAUUCAAAUGUCGAGCAUGACUCGAGUGCCAUCUUCAAACCAUUCGAUAGUAAGACUGGUCAGUUCGUUGGCCAAACAACUGAUCGGCAGGCAACGAAGGCGGAAGCUGCAGAGCCACCGCUUUCCACACAGUCCGAGGACUUUAGAACUCUCGCAUCACUUAAAGCGGCUGCGGCGAGAAACAAUAAGUUUCGCUCGCAUUCCGUACCAUCCAUUCUACAUUCAUCACUAAGACGGAUUGGACUCUCUACAACUUGUGGAUUUCUGACGUCUCAGCAGCAGCAGCCCGUUGUUCACGUUAAUCGGGGUGUGAACAAAAAGAAGAAGCAGAAUAAACACUCAUCGUCAUUACGCCAUGCGCUUUUGAUGAACCAACGGUUGCAACCGUUGGAUGGUCAGAUGUCAUUAAGUGAACGAGUCAAGUAUAUCAGAGCACAUACUGGACCAGUCCCAUUGCCACCCAUUAAUGUGCAAUGUCUGAAGGAGAUCGAUUUACAAGAAAUAGUGAAAAACCCCCAACUAAGACAUGACAUAAUAUUUGAUCCUUUACUACAAUUCAGGCCAAACUUAGAUGGAGAGCGUGGUUUGAAGAAAAAACAGAUUUCGGACAAGUAUUGGAACGAUGUCGAAAACGAGAUUUAUGUGUACACUAAGAAACCUGAUGCGUUUAGGUAUGAAGAGACAAGGCUCGUUCCUCUAUUUAAUAGCCUAAAGGAAGUACUGGUAACUAUUGUCCCUCAAAAAGAAGUUCACACUGUCCAGAAUGUUUUAGAUACCGAGUUACUUGUGCAAGAGCUUCUGAAAGGAUCCUUGAUGAUGUCUAAUUUCUCCGACUGGUUGGCGCAGUUAUUCAAGCAUCACUGCGCUCCAAUGAGAGAUCCUUGGGUUGACAAGAUGAGCCAAAAAUUUAAGGAAUCAGAAGAGGAAAAGUCAAUUACUAAAUUAGUUGAAGGACUCAGGUUAGUGUUUCAGAUUUUGGAGGCAAUGAAGCUUGAUAUCGCAAAUCAUCAGAUCCGAAUCUUGAGGCCCGCACUAUUGAGCAAUGCGGUAGAAUUUGAAAAGCAAUAUUUUCAAUCACUAAUGGCAUCAAACAGAGUAGACUUGAAAUCAUCAUUUAAGUGGUUCAAUGAGAAAUACAGUGAAAACUAUAAGAAUGAGCUUUCGAAGUCCAGUCGUCUGAGCGCUCCAGAUGUUUAUCGCUUGUGCAUCAGGAGUAUCAUCGGUCUUCUCUCUUGCCGAAAGAUGGUAAGGGAAUAUCCUACCUCUUUAUCGUUUGACCAUGCCAGAUUGAUACUCUUACGCGCUGACAUUCGUCAAAUUGUAUGUCUGCUCGUUUGCCGUCUGCUUUUUAAGCAGCUAGUCGCAAAUGACAGCACCAUGGAUAAGCGUACGAAGGAAUAUGUUAUAACCUCGUACGCUAACAAAAAACUCAAGGAAGAAAUUGUGAGUAUUAUUACCGAUGAGCACGGAAACUGUAGAUGGACUAAAAACACAAUGUCGAUAGCGGUGCACUUAUGCAAAACUAUCAGAGAUUUGAAGCAAGAAUUCCAAUUACAAAGAAAUCUGGGGGAUGUAUCCCUAGGCAGUUCGAGCACUUCGAAUGAUGGCACAUCUGUUGCUUCUGCGCCACUGGAUACACUACAAAUUGACUUCGCGAAGUCAUGGUUAUCAAAGCAAACCCAGCCUCUGAGCGAAGUUUAUGGAGUCCUGGAAAAUAGGGUAUUCAAAUCUUUGGAGGAAUCGAUAUUUGAAAGAUCAAGUUGCACGCAAGAUGGUAGUGUUAAACAGGACUUUAUUCACAUUUGCAGCGCCAUGUCUUCAGCAGGAACAUCUGCUACUACCGGAUCAUCGGUCGCUCACAGCGGUGCAAUAAUAAAACCUACGAUUAACGUAUCUCCGCGCAAGGACAAUAUUCUCAAAGAGCAAAAAGCCGCAACUCCACAAGCUAAAAAACUUGCCUCGCUAGAUGUUGAGGAAUUCGAGAGUUUGUUUUGCCACUUAUAUACCUUGGUUAAUUUUCAUUGGUCAGUUUUCGGGUGUCUCUACAUGGAAUGUUUAGGAGACAAAAUGGAGGAAAUUCUUUAG
Lachancea fermentati is the source of this 2454-nucleotide messenger RNA. Lineage: Eukaryota; Fungi; Ascomycota; Saccharomycetes; Saccharomycetales; Saccharomycetaceae. The record is from the annotation of a GenBank genome assembly.